CCGAAAUUUCUCGUGCUUAGCACUCGGUACUAUCUUUAAUGGGCCACAGUAGGUAUUCAGGCUUGACUAUAAUCAUACGCAAGACACGAUCGAAAUACGUCUUUCCCUAACUUACCCCGGGGAUCACGGACAUCUUCUAAAUUACGAGUGCAUUUCUGCUCAGGCUUGGAUAGGAUGAUUGCAAGGUAGCCUGCCGUUUCUCCAGUCCACCUCCAGUUCCCUAACACAACGUCACCUCUACGGGAAUGUUGCAAAACGUUUGCUUCACGACAGUCCAAGACAUGGGCAACGUCGUGGAGCUUGCAUGACGUGCAAAGGGAAGCACUUCAGCCCGGAGCUAUCAUAUGGUGGCGACAAGGGUGCGCACAAGUUGCAUUGCUCCAAGGAGGAUAUAAAAAUGGCAGAAGAUACACCUGAAACAGCCUCUAUACAGCUGGCUUCUCCGGAGGAUGACGACACCUGUCGCAGCGAAACACGGCGACACCUGUCGGUGCUGGCCGUCAGUUGCACGGAUGCCAUGGAAUCUGCGGACGCUGGUAGGGGUAGCGACAUUGAUUCCUAUCCUGACGGGGACAGUACAAGAAGGACCCUUGACCAGGUCACGUGCGCAUGUACGUGUACCGGCACCCCAGACAAGGAGGUCCCGGAAGGCACAACGUCUACCGGCUUGGAGCGGGAUGUUUCCACCCGUUCCGGCAAGGUGUGCGACCUGAUUGUCGACAUGGCUGCUGCGAGCGCAGCCGUGAGCGCUGCGCUGACGGGCAUUCCUGUGGGACCUCCACGAAGAAGUGGCGGCAACGAGGUUACAUCAGGUCACAUGCCGCGGCAGGGCGAGCUGACUACGCCACAAUCCAUGUCAGGCCGACGCACUAAUUCCCAGCCCUCCGGUCCAGCACACGGCAUUUCUGCGCUGCUUCAAAGCUCCCAUCAAUCAUCCGCCUCACCUCAUCAAUACCAGCAGCAGCGCUAUAUGUGGGCGCACUCUCAGCCACAUCCACAGUUCUCCAUGCCCCGCGCCAUGGAUCCUCGCCGCCAAAGCAGCAGCACCGGCGUACGUGCACAUCCCAACGGCUUUCCCAGGGUAGUCGAAGAACAAACUGAAGAAGGCUGCUUCGGCCUGCCAGCCAUGUCGUAUCCUUACGGCUCCUUUCUUGACCGCGUUGGCGACCUUCCUUCCAACAGCAUCGUCUACAAGCAGGCCAUGGUGGGCUGCCUGGGCCUGAGCAGCGUUGACGCACUCCCAGCCCAGGCGCCCUCAACCAAGCUCUGCAGCGCUCCUGCUUACUACGAAUCGCCCUUCAGCGCCGCCAGCGUCCUAGGGCAGCCCUACCUGCUGCAACAGCAGCAGCAACAGCAGCAACAAGAGCUGCUUCGGCACUACAGUGGAGCCAGCGGCUUCCUGGACCACCAGCCCCUGCAACCCCCCCGGAUCCCGUCGCUGGGGUUGCAGCACCCCUCCGCCAGGCCCAUCUCCGAGCCGCAGCACUUCCCACAGCACCGGCCUUCAGCCCUGCCCACCCGCGUGCUGGGCCUAUCCCAAUCCUACACCAAUCGCCCCUCGCAUCUAGACACGCUGCCCGUGUUGGGAAUGGGCAACGCACCAGUACCCCAGAACGCGCUUGCGGCUGCCGUGGCGGCGGCGACGCAGCAGCACCAACAGGCGUAUCUCUUGGGGCAAGCAGCAGCAGCAGCUGUCGCCAACCCCGUAUCCGCUGGCGCUGCACAACCCCUGGCCUCCCAGCCCCGGGCCCACAUGCAACCCUCCGCCCACUCGCCGACUCUGGCCUCGCUGCAGGGCGCGCUUGGGCUGGGCGGUGCGGCACAGGCGGCUACCGGCCAGCCCUUCCUGGCUCUGUCUGCGUCAACUGGGACGGCGAUGCAGGCGCAGGGGCAGCUGCCUAUGCAGCUGCCGGCAUUCCAAGGGGCAGACUUUGGUGUGGCCCGGUCCGUUGCUCCGCAGGCUCCUGCCUGGCCGGGCAUGCAGUCAGGGGCGUCGCUGGCACUGCAGGAGUCUCAGAUCCGCCAGCAGCAAGAUGCGGCAAUGCGCGGCAGCUCGGCGUCGCAGCUGGCGUCGCCCCCGCAGGCUGUUGCAGCCGCGGUGCAGCAGCAGCUUCGCUUACUGGGUGCAGCGGGGCUGGGGCAGCAGCAGGAGCAGCAGUUGUUGCAGGGGCCUCCGGCGGCAGUUGCGCAAAAGGAUACGUCGACAGGCAUAAGCGGCGGUGGUAGCCUGCCAUCAAAGCAAGGAAGGCCCGCCUCCACGGCCAACCAUACCCGCGUGGAGGCUCCUGUAACCCUCUCCUCAGCGCCCGCCGCCCAGGCAGAGCCUACCGCUCCCGCCCCCGCCCAAGAAACCCAUGUCGGCAUGUUGUCUCGCUUCCAGGAGGCCCUGUCAGCUGCUCGGGCGGAGGCUAAGCAGCAGCAGCAGGGCUCCGAGCCGCCCUCCGCCAGCCCGCAACGGCUGCAGCGGGAGCAGGAGCUGCUGAGGAGGAUUGCGGAUGCGCUCCUGGAGUCCAACACCAGCAGCAGCGGCAGCAGCGGCGGCGACGGAAGUGAUGCUAACGACGCGUCCGAUGCCGGCGCGUUGCUGGUGUUGGUACAGCAGCAGCAGCUGGCCAGCAGCCAGGCGGGGAUGUCGGAGGUACUCAAGAGUGGGCUGCUGGUGCUGGCGCGAGCCGCGGCGCUCAUGUACGGACCGCCGGUUGCCGCCGGCAGCGCCCCGGCGCGGCGGCAGGAGCGCUACGAUGCCGCUUGCCGGCUGCUGCAUUCCCUGGCGGUGCUUGCAGCGGACGACUCCUUCCUGACCGAGCUGAACACUGUCCUGCCAAAGACGGCGCCGGGCUCGGCUGCUGCAGCAGCGCCUGCGGGCGAGGAAGAGGAGCAGGAGGAGGAGCAGCCGCUGGCCAACAAGGUGGGACCCGCUGCUGAGGCUGGGGGUGCGGUCAUGGCAGCCGCCGGAGCUGCGUCGCCCCCGACGCCGUCGGCCAUGGCGGCGGCGCUGGCGCAGGUGCGUGCGGAGGCGUCGCGGGCGGCUCUGGACGAGCGCGAGCAGGCGGCACGGCAGCUGCUGGCUGCACUCAAGAGUUCUGCUAACGCUGUUGGGGGCACAUGCUUGGCGGCUGGCGGCGGUGGGUCCUCGACCAUGUCAUCCUCCACCACCGCGGUCUGCUUUGAUGACGCGAGCAGCUGCGGCGGCUCUAUGUCGGGAUCCAUAUCGGGUACAGUCACUGAGGGGCUGGUCAGUCGCAGCAGCGGCUGUGGCGUCGUCGGCAGCGGGGCUGCGUCUGUCAAGGACGGUGGGGUGGUCAGCGGUUCCAGCCAACGUAACACCGCGAUGGGUGGGAAGCAAAUGCCAGACGGCAUGUCUCCUUCAGCACUGGCAGCAGCACAGGCUGCCAACGUCGACCCGUCUGCGAACAAGUCGGCUCAGCUGUUGAACCGCAGCUACUCCGCUCCCGCACGCCGCAACGAGCGUCAGCAACGCCAGCACCAACAACAGCUGCUGCAGCAGCAGCAGAAGCAGCAGCACCACUCCCCGUUCGACCAAGCGACCUUGAACCCGCUACUCGCCGCAUUCCAGUCCUCUGGCGGCAUCCCACGAGCAGAAGACCCGCGCAUGCUCCUGGCCUCUGCCAACAGCAGCCUGGCGGGCAGGAGCGGUGCUGCUGAUGCGUCAAACCAUGCGCCUGCAUCCCAUCUGGGCGGUCUGGAUGCGGCGACGCUGGCGCAGCUGCUGGCGGUCGAGGACGCGGAGCAGCUGUUGGGUGCGGCCGCCGCAGCCGCCGCCAUGGGCGCAUACGAGUCCGAUGGCCUGAGCUCCGAAGCCACCCUGGCCUCCCUGCUCGAGUCCUUCUCCCAACUGUCGCCGAUGGUGGACGGUAGCAGCCUUGAGGUAUCGCCAAGCUUUGGUGCGCCGCUGGUUUCGCCGCCACUGGUUUCGCCGCCACUGGCUUCGCCUGCUGCCAAUCCCCUGGCGCUGCAGAGCGGUGCCGAAUAUGUGGGCUCCCUGUUGACCACCGCGAAUGGCAGCAGCAACGGCGGCGGUAACAGGGGGCGCGCAUCUACGGCGGCAGCAGCAGCUAACAGCGGUUUGACGUUUGCUCAGCUCGCUGCGCCUCCGCAUGUUGUGGUGGCGGCAGGAGCCGUGCCUCCUCCUGCCGGAGUCGCGUCGCAGUGGGGCCUGCCGGCCACCCAAGGCGGCCCCGGAAAGCGCUUCCCGCAGCACCAGCAGCAGCUAACGCAACAGCUUCAGCUGCAGUUCCAACAACCGCAGGGCCGUGCUGCACUCGCGCCAAUCGCCCCAGCGCCCGGUGGGGCGCCACACAACCGGAUGGGGGCUGGUUCGGCGGGUGCGCAGCAGCAGGGCAUGGAGCCCUCCACGUUCCUGCUGCGUCAGGAGCAGCGGCAGCUGCAGAAGCAGAUGCUGCUCCUGCAGCAGAAUGGCGGCGGGGGCUUCGCGGGCCCGAGUGUUGUGUUUGCCGGGGCCAGCCCAGGUGCGUACCCGCUGGCAGGGGACGCUCUCAAUGGUUCGCUUGACCCGCUACAGUGGGACCCCGCCACCCUGCAAGCGGCGUUGCAGCUGCUGCAGGCGCCCGGACAACAGCUCGGCUGAUGUGGGAUGGUCACAUUGGGUCACAUGCAUGUCACGUCACUUCGUACUUGCUCCCCUCGUAUGAUCACGGAAUCCUUUCAACGUCGAUGCACAUCAAAUAAGUUAUUGGCGCUCCUGUUUAGCAUGGUGUGUGUAUUACGAGGGGUACUUGGCUUCGUAGUAUGUUGGUGAUGAGAGGGUGGUGGGUAAUGCUGUUCGGUCAUUGCGGCGGGGCUCCGCACCGCCGGUAUUGUUAUAUUGUUGUUGCGUACUUGGGCAUUGCAAUUGAUGUUGGCAUGUAGGGUCCGUUGCGGAGAUAGGGCCGCUGGGGCUUCGAAGGCGCAAUUGCUUCUCUGACGGAUAGGCUGGAUACUGAUGGAGUUUGAAAGUACAACUUCGUUUGCCAUGCAAUCGCCUGGGCGGUGCAUCAUAUUACAAUGCCAUGUGCGCCUCUGGGCUAAGGAAGAGUUGUUCGGUGGUUGCUCCUUGCCAUGUAUGUUUGGCGCUUUCUGCGUCGAUUUGAUCCUUUCCGUGAACUGUUUUGCAGGUCUGGUCCUUGGGAUUUCUCGUUUUGAGAACUUCUGCUGUUGUUAAUGACAACACCGCUCAAGAUGCGGUUGUGCAAUGGUGCAGCUGGGUGGGUGACAAAGAAUAACUAAAGUUUAACAAUGACAGCUUCCGGUGGCACGGCGAUGAUGUGCCCCGUGAACAAGCCUUCAUGACUCACUUUGGGUAUGUGUUUUAUAUGCUCAAGUAACACCGCGCCGUACGUGAUCAUCCUCCGACUUGCGUUUCACUGGUUGUUUCCGGUGAUAAUCCAUCUACUACUUUUGGGGAAGGAAGGGCCUUAAUUGCGCCUAUGUGCUGUUGCGGGUAAAUGUGAUGCUAAGUAGCAAGCAGUUAUGUAGCUUUGCCUAAAAGGUUGGUUACAACGUACAAGAAGGUUGGGUUGUGGUGUUGUGUUGUGUGGGUUCGCUGUCGGGUUCACAGCCCCCCUGUCAUCGCUGUCGCGCUCACGGUGCGUUUACCUCCUGCCGUACUGCGGUGGGAAAGGCCACCAGGGCCCCUCAUUCCCCUCCUCUCGCUGUUGCCUAGCCCUAACUUGCAGUUUCAUUCGGUUCGGUUUGUCUCUGUUCCUCCCAUGGUCCCUCCGACAAUUCAACACGUCAUGCUUCUUAACGCGCAUUACCACCGGAUCCCUGUGUGCUCGUUUUGUUAGGAAUGUACCGGUGCUCGGGUUCCGCAUGGUCCCUUUGAAGCAGCCAUACGGGACAGCGUUGUCGCUAUGUGUGAUGUUGUUUGUUGUGUGAUUACCGUAUGCGUUGUGCCGUACAUCUAAAUGGUUGAUGACAAUGAUGAUUACGAUGAUGAUGGUGCAGGUGUUGAAUGCGCUGAGAAGUUGAUGCUGUGCUGGCGUGUAUGUUGAUGUUGUCAAAAGUGUUUUGUCCUAAGCAAAGUGAUAACCCUAUGUGUGAAUGCGCGCCCCUUAACCUACGCUAUCACCUUUGGUGAUAAUUUCCCGCAAACACCCUUCCUUACCGUGCCUCCUAGUGGUUGCAGACAUCUGGCUGGUUUAAGUUUUGCUGACCUUUUGUCCUUUUGUUUUGUUGUUAAUGAUGAUAUAAGUGGGGUAAUGUUGAAG
This is a messenger RNA of Astrephomene gubernaculifera, 6230 nucleotides long. NCBI's taxonomy places the organism in Eukaryota, Viridiplantae, Chlorophyta, Chlorophyceae, Chlamydomonadales, Astrephomenaceae. The record is from the annotation of a GenBank genome assembly.